CAAGAAGCUGGGACGAAGGAACGUGGGUGUAAAUAGACAGUGAACGCUCUUGGUCUCUUUCCCUCUCUCUCUCUCCUCUCUCUCUCCCUCCCCCUUCUUCUUCCCUCUCUUUCUCUCUCUCUUUUAUGAAAUCAAUGAACGAGUUAUUGGUUAGGACAUAAAUAUAAGAAAUCAAAGCCUCCACCGGGACCAACGGCAUUGCGCGCUUUUGAUAUGCGUCUUCGCCAAAUGCUUCAUGUGUUUUCAAAUCAUUGUAAAUACUGGCUUUGAUAGGACGAGAGCGGAACCAUCACUGGUACGGCUUGGUCUCGGAAACAAAUUUUGACCAAGACUUCCACCAGCUUUUUUCAACGUAAAACGAGUCUUCACCAUUACCAUCUGCUGUUGUUGUACCCAUCCCAACUCACUGGCCGGUCCGAAGAUGGCAACUUUAACCAACGGGCAGGUGGACGGCACGGUGCACGGUGUUGGUGUGGUCUCCGCCAGCACGAACGGGCUCGUGAACGGAUUAAACCACAGCCACAGUCCGGCGGGAUGCCCGGCCACCAUCCCCAUGAAGGACCACGAUGCCAUCAAACUCUUCAUCGGUCAGAUCCCCCGCAACCUGGACGAGAAGGACCUCCGGCCCCUCUUCGAGGAGUUCGGCAAAAUCUACGAGCUCACUGUGCUCAAAGACCGCUUCACGGGCAUGCACAAAGGCUGUGCCUUCCUCACCUACUGUGCCAGAGAGUCAGCCCUGAAAGCCCAGAAUGCAUUGCACGAGCAGAAGACCCUGCCAGGAAUGAACAGACCAAUCCAGGUGAAGCCAGCAGACAGUGAGAGUCGAGGAGAAGACAGAAAGCUUUUUGUGGGCAUGCUCAACAAGCAACAGUCAGAAGAUGAUGUGCGGCGCCUUUUUGAGUCCUUCGGCAGCAUCGAGGAAUGCACCAUCCUCAGAGGUCCCGACGGAAACAGCAAAGGCUGUGCGUUUGUAAAAUACUCCUCUCAUGCUGAAGCUCAGGCAGCCAUCAGUGCACUACACGGGAGCCAGACAAUGCCUGGUGCCUCAUCCAGUCUGGUGGUAAAGUUCGCCGACACGGAUAAGGAGCGCACCAUACGCCGCAUGCAGCAGAUGGCUGGUCAGAUGGGCAUCUUCAACCCUAUGGCCCUGCAGUUUGGAGCCUAUGGAGCCUACGCUCAGGUGCAGCAGCAGGCAGCCUUGAUGGCAUCUGUAGGCCAGGGAGGUUACCUCAGUCCAAUGGCAGCCUUUGCUGCUGCCCAGAUGCAGCACAUGGCCACCAUAAAUGGCCUCCCAGGAGCACCGCUGACUCCCACGUCAGGUGGCAGUACUCCACCAGGCAUCAGCGCCCCCACAGUGACCAGCAUCCCAUCUCCAAUUAGUGUAAAUGGUUUUACUGGCAUGGCGCCCCCGCAGGCAAACGGACAGCCCCCUGCAGAAGCAGUUUUUACUAACGGGAUACACCAUUACCCUGUGUUGCAGGAGGUGGUUUUUAGAGAGGACUCAGAGAAAAACGGCUUGGGCGUGGCUCCGCGGAGUUGUUUUGGGGUUCAGGGUGGCUGCUUCCUCUCAUCUCUCUCUGAAGCUCAAAGUCCCACUGCAGCUGAUCCUCUCCAGCAGGCUUACACAGGAGUCCAGCAAUAUGCAGCAGCCUACCCCGCUGCAUACGGCCAGAUCAGCCAAGCCUUCCCCCACCCUCCACCUAUCAUUCCACAGCAGCAGAGAGAAGGACCGGAAGGUUGCAACCUGUUCAUCUACCACCUCCCUCAAGAGUUUGGAGAUGGAGAGCUGAUGCAGAUGUUCCUGCCAUUCGGGUUUGUAAGUUUCGACAACCCAGGUAGUGCCCAAGCUGCCAUCCAGUCAAUGAAUGGCUUCCAGAUCGGCAUGAAAAGACUCAAGGUGCAACUGAAGAGGCCAAAGGAUGCCAACCGCCCCUACUAGCCCCCCGCCCCAGCCAGCCACCGCCACCCUGGCGGCCGGGGCAGCUGUAGAACACAGGGAAAGACAGGUUUUGUUGAGCUGUUGAUUAUUUGCUACCCACCACUGAGCGCAAACUCAACAUCUGGACCACUGAGGCUGCUUCAGAAACAGAGGAGAGAGAGAGAGAGUGAUGACCGAGUCAAGGACACCUCCUUUUUGGAUGUACUAAAACUUUGGAACUCAGAGCGAAUUUGUACCAGCCUGGUUAGCCCCAGGACUUUUUUUUUUCCUCUUCUGCACACAUAUACACACUUCUUUCCUCACAAAGCCCUGCUUGAAUGACAGCUACCUUUUCUGGACCACAAAAACUUUUACUUGAACAGUGAGGGAGGGGGGGAGAGUAAAAGAAACUACAUCAAACCUACUUACAAUGACCAACCCCACUGAACUCUUGAAAGGAAUAUGGAUGUCAAAAGUCCAACAAGAACAAAACUUUAAAAAAAAAUAAUAAAAAAAAAUUAAAAAAAACAUAAAUAAAAAAAAACAUAAUAGUGGAUUGCCGUAGGAGAUCUUUCAUUAAGAUGGUGUGGAGCAAUUGACUUUUGAAGACCAAUUUUUAAGAUUUGAAUCAAGAAGGGACAAAUUCUCUGAGAGAGAACUUAAGUAGGAAUGUGAUAUUUUCAGGACACAGAUUGGCUUCGAUUUGGGAUGGCCAUCUUUAGCUCGGAGUGCCUGUCCGUUUCCAGGGGAUACUGUUGCCGAGGAGCGCCAUAGCAACAGUCUCCAGGGAGUCUUAUCCAUCAUUCCUUAGUUGUUUUAGGGACCAAAAGACCAAACAUUUUUAUUGCUGAGGACUUGUAGCUCUAAUAUACUCGGACCACUGCAUCUCUGUCAGUCAGUGUUAACUGGUUGGGGAGUUGCAUUUAAAAGAAGUGUACAUUACGAAUAUAUACAACACAUGUAUAUAUACAUAUAUAUUGCUGAUAUGCUUUUUGAAUACAGGCAAAACUAUUUCAGAUGACCAAAUGGGGUCUCUCACUUCGCUAGUUUACAAUUACUCAAAAUGUUUAUUUUUUUCUCUUCUCAUUUUGUCUUGGGAGGGAUGGCGAGUGCAUGGGAGGGGCUGCUCCGUAUCACAGCCUUAUCUUUUUUAACUUGACAUCCUAACCUCAUAGAUAGAAUAACAUCAGAAAUGUUUGAAAUAUAUGAACUUGUUUAUAUUUGCAGUACAUAUAUAUGUAUAACAGGCAUUCAAGCAAAUGUAUUCAUAUAUACAGUAUAUAUGGAUAAAUAGAUAUUAAUCACAAAUAUAUGUAUUUAUAUGCACAUAUUUUAUAUAUGUGUGUCUGUAUAUAGAACGGCUACUGACUAUGUUGAGCUGUAAUUUUUUUGUAGAUUUUAGCUGGAGUUUGAAGCAUUGCUCUGCUUGGGAAGAAUCGCAAAUCUGGCAGCUCCCAAAACUGCAGGCAUUCCUAUCUCUGAUUACCUAUAUGCUGACACACGAUAUAUUGCUAAAAGAUUCAUGUGUGAUGAAACACAUAUGGUGUACAUAUUAUCUGAAAAUGCAAAAAGCCAAUCUCAGUAGCAGGCUUUAAGAGAAUCAGGCUAGAUGAUUUUAGAGGAAAAGGACAAUUAUCUUCGACUCUAUUCCAAACAUAUCUUUUGAGCUUUCACACAAACACUUACACACACACACACAUUCACACGCACACAAACUUCUCUUUGAAACUUGAACCAAAAUGAAAAUGUCUCACAACCCUUGCUCUCUUUUGCAUUCAGUAAAGUGCAUGUAGCGUAUGGGCUGUCACCAUGUCAAGGUGUGCCUUGUCACCUGCAGAAUCUGCCAUCAAGCACUGUGCUCUCAGAAAACAAAGAAAAAAAAACUGAACACACACACUACUGCAAGUAGCCAACGCGCUAUUAUGAUGUCAAAACUACAGCCUGAUCCAUAUCAUUUCUCAGCCACAUAGAGAGCUUCAGUGCAUGUCAAAUAUAACAAAUUGUCCAAGCACUGUUGGCCCAUCAUUGUCUUUGGGAGAAAAAAAAAAAUGCAUUUAGAACUAAUGUAGAUUCAUGCGAUACCACUUCAAACAAAAGCGGGCAUUAGGUAACCUGUUAGCACAGGCACUAACUUGCAAGGCACCUGAGACUAAGUUCCACUGGUUGGAGGGUAAUAAAGGGUAAAAAUCAGGGUUGCGAUUGGCAAGACGCAGCUUGAUAAGGGAUGCAACUGAGCUUACUGGACCGAGCAGGAGGAUUUUAAUGGCUGUGAAGGUGAUGUAAUACUGAUGAAUAUGUUAUAGAGUUGGCUUCCCCUUGAACGGAGAAAAAAAAAAAGGAAAAGGGUUUAUACUUGACAUGAAGCAUAUCCUUUAGAAACUGUUAUAUUGCCUUACGUUAAGUUUUCAUGCAAUUAUAUAUAAACAUAAAACUCUAAUGAAACUGUAAAAUGAAGCAAUAAGUGUGAAAAGCCAUUUACCCAUCGCACCUGCUGUAUAACUGAGGCUGCUCUCAUAUUGCUUUAGCGUACAGUUUCUCAUAAUAGUCUACAAAAAUGGUAUAAACACCUAGUAUAAACCUGUAAAAGGUCAACAGACUUGGAUUUAUUAGACCCUGCAUUCAACACAUAUUGAGCUGGUGGAGAUUACUCGAUGAAUAUUUAUAUAUAUGAAUAUUUAUAAGGCUAUAUGACACUUUGGAAGACAAUGCUUCCUGUUGGGUGCUGUUACUAGUUUUCCCAUAAACUGCUCAUUAUACUAUUUCCCCAGUGUCUCUGUUUAACCUUUUUAGCAGUUUGAAUAAUUUAACAUUUACCUUCCAAAUCCAGUGAAUCUAAAAGACACCAGUGCACAUCCCAGAAUGCCUCUGUUUGUGUUCUGUGGCACUUAACAAUCUCCAGAGCACGGCAUACAGUUAAACCAGAUGACCAUCAAGAUUUUUUUUUUUUGCUCUGACAGUGUCUUUGGUGGGCUAGUGCAAAACCGCUUGCUCAUCAUCCUGACCUGUCUCUGUCUAACAAUAACAUCUGAGGCUAAAUAUCAUGUCUGGUGUCCCUGAUCGCCACACUGUGUGCCCUUUUUGACUGCCCCGCUGCUCUGAGAAAAAUGAAAAGAAAAGAAAAGAAAAAAACUGUCAUCACAGACUGUGCUUCUCAUAUGAUUUGUUUGAGCAAUCAGUCAUUUUUCCAUAAACAAGUGAAAUGAGGAGAAGCCGAACGACGUGCGAGAACUAGAAUGCCAAGCGCCUCAUCUUCAUUUGCUCCGACUUUAAGCUGCAAGUUUACAUGAGAAAAGUAAAGCAAAGUUUAGUGGUUCAAAAACAAGAAACAGAGCAGAAGUUUGAAUAUAAAUAUAUAUAUAUAAAUAUAUACAUAAACUGAUGAAUAUACUGUAAAUUGUUUCUUUUUUUGCUCUGUUUUCCUCUGUACAUAGGUUUGCAUAUUUUAUAGGACUUUUACUUCUAUCUACAAGGACUGGAUAAAGUAAUUUAAAUACUUUAAAAAAAAUAUAUGAAUGAAAACAUGAUAAUGCUCAUUAAAAACCAGGUACAAAAAAAAAAAAAUAGUCGCUAGGAUACGGUACAAACUGUAGGACCUGACCAAGGCAUUUAUCCAGAAUACAGUCAGGGAGAGCAUUGACCUCAGUUAGAGCUUAGACACACAUCGACCUAUUUUAUAAAAAGAAAUACUUUAAUGGGUUCUAUUCAUUUAUCUGUUUAUUUAGAUAUUUAUUUAUAAGUCAUGUCUGAGAUGAUAUGCAUGCUUUCAUGGCAUUAUUUUUUUAUGAGUUGGUACGUGACCAAAUAGUUUUUAUAUGACAUGCAUGGGCCACUGUUGUGGUCCACAGAUGAUCAUUGUUCCUGUCUGCAGGACCAUGCCUUCAGCACUUCUUUGAUGGAGAAAAACACUCCUUUUGACCAAGUGAUGUCAAAGACAGAUUUUAAUUAUUUAUUUCCUUGUUUGUUUAUUUAUUUGUUUAUUUAUUUGUGCUGUUUGACUCAAGAUCUGAGCUCUCUUAUCGACACCGAUCCGUUUGCUUGAAAGUGCUACCUUGAACCACGACGCAUCUUACUUUAAGUAUUGGAAAUGUAACCACCACCAAGACCGCUUUGACAUUUUUUCCCGUGGCUAGCAAAAUAUUCACAACAAUGCAGUACAACACUAAAGCCUUAUGUAUAUUUGUAAUUAUAAAUUCAUACUGUUUUGUUCUUUUAAAAAAGAAAAAGCUUUGUUAAAAGAUUGUUUAAAAAUGAGAUGCCACCUUUAAAUAAAGUGGGGAAAAUGUAAUCCCUGGUAAAAAAAAAAAAUAAAAUAAAAACUCAAAUCAGCUGUUCAAUCAGAUAUGUAUUCACAACACAAGAUCCGCCUUGAGGUCAGUAUAAGUUGCUGCUAAUAUUUAAUGAACUAAGGUCUGAUUUAUUGUUAACCGCUGGCAUCAAAUGACUUUUUAAAACUGUACCUUCCUUCCAUUUCCCCCCAUUUGUGCUUUGUAUUGUUUGACAGAGCUCUGAUCUUGUUCAACUCACAUGUUCUAUCAAGAACAAAAUUCAAUGAAAACUGCACUAUUUCAUCCGAAAGAAAAUUGAGUUCCUAUCAUUUUUAUUUUCAGUGCUGUUAUCAGUGAUUUUAUUUCUAAAGCUCAGUAGUGUUGCUAGAAUCACAUUUUACUUCAUGUGGUUUUCAAAGUGUUCUGGAAAUCUAUUUCCCAAUUUCAGCACAUAUGGAGGGGGGUGAUGAAUGUUGCAUAUUAAGCUUUGCCAGGUUCCUGAUGAGCCAAGCUUCUGAUGGGCAGUGCGCUUUAGGCUCCCGCCCCCGUCUCUCCAGACUGCACCAUUCUCUGGUCCCCUGGACUCUUCUUUUGUAAUUCUAAAUGAAUGAUGCGUCUCAGCUUAGCCCAAUAAUAAA
Messenger RNA from Archocentrus centrarchus (flier cichlid), 6821 nucleotides. It is a transcript of the gene celf4, whose product is annotated as CUGBP, Elav-like family member 4. Gene Ontology annotation, molecular function: RNA binding. The transcript is spliced from 14 exons. The record is from RefSeq and is a predicted model, not a curated record. The coding region runs from base 422 to 1939 and encodes 505 amino acids. Lineage: Eukaryota; Metazoa; Chordata; Actinopteri; Cichliformes; Cichlidae.